Molecule: messenger RNA, 2315 nt
Organism: Vespa mandarinia (Asian giant hornet)
Lineage: Eukaryota; Metazoa; Arthropoda; Insecta; Hymenoptera; Vespidae
Product: pancreatic lipase-related protein 2
Biological process (GO): lipid catabolic process
Molecular function (GO): triacylglycerol lipase activity
Source: RefSeq, a predicted model, not a curated record
GAAAAAAGUGAUGAUUACGUUUUAGUAAUAUUAAAUAAUUAAAUAAUUAAAUAAAUAAAUAAAUUAAUUAACUAAUUAAUUAUAAUUAAUUAUUAAUGUGCAUUAAAUCUAAACGAAUCGAAGGAAUAUAGUUUUAAUAUAUAAACGAAAAUGUUUCUCAACGAAACUUUGUUAGUGCUAACUUAUACGGCCAAUAUUAUGUCCAGGCUACCUGAACAAAAAAUAUUAAGUUCUCUCGAGGAUUCUAGUGAUUUUUCUAAUCAAACUACGACAACACUUUCCCCGGAAGAAGAGGAAAAUAAAUUCGAAUUCGAAGAUCAAUGGUACAUGUGGAGAUGUUACGAGCCCUAUGGUUGUUUCUACAUCGGUGCACCAUGGUCAGGAGAAAAUCGUCCAGUUUCAAUGUUUCCAGCUCGACCAGACAGUAUCAAUCCACGUUAUUUAUUAUAUACACGUGAUUACAUAGAUCAACCCCACGAAUUGAAGAUUGAUCAUUUCGAUACGAUCAAGAAUGCACUGUUUCGAUUAGAUAGCAAUUUUUACUUCAUUAUUCAUGGAUUUUUAGACAACGGCGAUAACACUUGGGUAAUGAGAACACUGAAUGAAUUAUUAUUGCGAGAAGAUUGCAACAUUUUAAUCGUAAAUUGGAUAGGUGGAGCAGGUCCGCCAUAUACACAAGCAGUAGCCAAUACGAGAUUGGUCGGUGCAAUGACAGCUCGAUUGGCGGUGCAAUUAAUAAAUGUAGGUAAAAUUUUACCAACGAAGAUGCACAUUAUUGGACAUAGUCUUGGAGCGCAUACAGCUGGUUACAUUGGUUAUACAUUAAGACUACGUUAUCGUCACAUUUUGGGAAGGAUUACAGGUCUCGAUCCAGCAGAGCCACACUUCAGCAAUACCUCGCCUAUGGUACGACUCGAUCCAACCGACGCAAUGUUCGUGACAGCAAUUCACACCGAUUGUAAUCCAUUUAUCAGCGGUGGCCUUGGUAUUACUCAACCUGUUGGCCAUAUAGAUUUCUAUCCAAAUGGUGGUCGCAAUCAGCCUGGUUGCAACGAGGGUGUACUCAAUUCGAUCACCUUGGAACGUGGUAGUUUCUUUCGUGGUAUCAAGAGGUUCUUAGGAUGCAAUCAUAUUCGAAGUUACGAAUAUUUCAUCGAGAGUAUCAACACCAAUUGUCCAUUCAUAGCGGUUCCCUGUACGUCUUGGGAUAAAUUUCAAGAGGGUAGUUGCUUCGAUUGCGUCGAUCAAUAUUGUCCUAGAUUUGGUCUGGACUCACAACCUGGGAAUUAUCAUGCUUCUGUUUUCUUAAUGACAGGCUCGGACAAACCAUUUUGUAAGGCGCAUUAUCGCGUAACAAUAAAUAUUUCGAAAACGAACGAGAGUUUAAGUUAUGGCGGGGAAGUGGGCAUGUUUUUCAUUAGAGUUAUCAGUGCUAAUGGAAAACAAACAGAGAAGAUGAAACUCAGUCCUAAUUCGAAAUAUUAUGAGCCUGGUAGUGUACACAAAAUUGUAUUACCUGGCGAUGUAAUAGGUAAACCAGAAUCUGUUGAAAUCACUUGGGAAUAUCAGACUUCUAUGUUCAAUCCUUUAACAUGGAGAUUUCUUCAUACACCACGUGCUUAUAUCGAUUCAUUGACGGUCGAUAAUCUUGAAUUUAAUCAUGGAAUCACGGUCUGUCCAGAUGAGACAAAUACACUGAUAGCGAACAAGCCAAAGAUAUUAACAGUAGAAAAUUGUGGCAAUACCAAUACCAACGUUGUAUCAACCUGAACAUCUUCAAGAUUAUUAUCAUAUUGAAUUGUUGCAACGAUCAUGACAAUAAAUAAUUCUGCCGUCAUUAUCAACGACAACGAUAACGAAUAACGAAGAAAAAAAUUGGAAGAAAGGAAAAAAAAAUAAUAAUAAUAAGAAGAAAGAUGACAAUAGAUUGUACGAUUAAUCUAAACUCAUGCUUCAAUCGACUAGGAUAUAUUUUCGCCAAGUUUAAUUUAUUGCUCGAUGAUUCAUACAAAUCGUUAAGGUACUCUCAUCAAGUUUCCUUAUGUUAUCAUUACAUCCUUCCUUUUCUUCUUCUUCUUCUUCCUUUUUCCUUUUUCCUUCUUCUUCUUCUUCCUUUUUCCUUUUUCCUUCUUCUUCUUCUUCCUCAUCUUUUUUUCUCUUUAUAUAUACAUAUGUAUAUACGUACAUACAUAUUAAUACACACACACACACACACACGUGCACACACAUAUAUAAAUCUUUUAUUGAACGCAUGUAAUAGAGUUAGUUUCGCUGAAUGUUCAGUGGUACCAACUUUAAUACACGAAUGAAUCUAA